CAGAUGUGUCUUUCCAGACAUUUAACCUUUAGUUUGGUUUCAUCUCAAUCGCCUCGAGGGCUUGAAUGGCAGACCGCCCAACUUCGGAAGUGCUUGCAGCAGCAGCAACUGCCGCUGUGCAGCGUAGUAGGAGCCCGAACACAUGCAAUUCGGAGGAGCAGGAGUACGAGAAACGACUGCACUUUCGUCGUUUAAUUGACCCCGGAAUCUUUCGACCGAACUCGAGAGAUCAGGCCUUGGCUUCACUGAAGACUUUACUCAAGAUUGCCAACAAUCUGCUCGACGAACCAGACAAUCCCAAGUUUCAACAAUUCAAACCGACUAACAAUCUCAUCAAACACCAAUUGAUAGAUCCCAAAGGUGCAUUGGAGUAUGCGAUUGAACUUGGGUUUCGAGCAGAGGUGAAAGAUUUCCAACCCUACUAUGUUUUCAACCCGCGACAUAGGACGGAUCUGCGUAUCGGCGCAGCCAUCCUCGAGGAAGUUAUUGACCUGGAAGAAAAGAAGCAAGAACGUCUAAAACGAAGUAGAGCAGAAGAGAGGGCCGCCGCCGCUGCGGCUGCACAAAAUGUGAAACUCGCAUUCCUUGAUGACAGGAAGACAAAGGCUUUGCGCGACAGCAGGGAAAGGGCAAGGCAGAACGCAAACGGGGGACACCAAACCCCUAGUCACACUACCUCCGACAGGGAUACGUCUCUCUUACCAGAAAUUGGCAUGCCGGGGAUUGGGCAUUCGCUCGCAUCGCCAGACCCCGAUGUCGAUCAACAUGAGUAGUCACCACCGAAAGUCACCCACCGGAAAUGCUUGGAUUCUCCUAUUAGACCGGCGUAUAACGAUAGUAAAGUGUAUUGAUAUUACAACAGAGCCACCAUGUAGCAUGAGCAUCGAGUGCAGUUUCAAAGUAUGAGGGCACCAUUUU
Molecule: messenger RNA, 918 nt
Organism: Pisolithus orientalis
Lineage: Eukaryota; Fungi; Basidiomycota; Agaricomycetes; Boletales; Pisolithaceae
Exons: 5
Coding region: 66-773 (235 amino acids)
Source: RefSeq, a predicted model, not a curated record